UUUAAAUGUAUUUUGUUUUAAAACUAUAAAAUCAUCUGUGUUAAUAUCUUAAGAUGCAUUUCGGAGCUGUGUCUUUCUUCCUGACCCCAGACAGACUGAGUGUAAUGGGUCGACAGCGGUCGAUACAGCAGCCGCUCUCCUUUUUUCAGAGAACGGUGAGAUGUUGACUCAAGGUGUUGCAGCAUCUCCGGAAUGCUAUUGAAGCCUUAUUUGAAAAGUCGCUGUUUGUCUGCAUGGCUCCGAAGGAUUUCAAGUGUUUCUGUCACAGACUGUUAUGUCACUCUGGACCAAGUCUAAAAUCUUUCGGGGGGGGUCUGAGAGAGUGCACCUGCUCGUGCGUCUUGACUUGGAGACCAGGGUCCAAAGGACGGAGCAUGCGCGCCGGCCAGGACAGUCUCGUGGCUCGGUGUUUUUCUGUCCUCUCGGCUGAAGCCCCGGCUGACAAUAAACAGAUGAAGGCGGCCGCGGGACCUGUGCCACCCCGAUGGGAGGAGAGGACGGAGCAGAGGGCAGGUCCGGCAGGGCGCGGCCUUCUUCUUCUCCCGCGGCACCUCAUCUGCACUGUAGUAGGAUCUCUUCCAUUUCUGCCAACAGCCCUGCGCCACAGGGACGCAUUGAGAACAAACCAGAGAGGCAGAAACCGCUGCGGGGACACCCUUUGACCGCCGUGCCCAACAGGCACAGCCUGCCUACGCACCGCGCGCCUCCCUGUCUGUCUGUAGCCCGUUUCUCACAGCUCCGACACAGAGAGAGCGCUUUGAACCUGCCUGCCAAGAUAAACUCACCUCGCCUAUUUAUGCCCCUGCCUCUGCGUGCACUCGGGACAGGAGGGUGUCAGCAGCGCACGGAACAGGUUCGGGUCAUUGCAGCUCGUCUCUUGCGGCGCACUGGCCACUUUUACGCGCCGGGAAUGGCGACUUUUGGGGACUCGGGGAUGAGUCCUGCUACGUUACCUCCACUCUAAAACAACCACGGGGGACCCACACGAGGGGACACGACAAGAGAAAUACAGCGGUGACAUUUUGGCCACCCGCCGGGGGCGAGGGUGACACACCGGCCCCGGGGCGGAAUGCUACUCCCGACGCUGGUGACGUGCCUCGCCGGGUGCGCCUUUCUCCUCUCGCCGGUCAGCGAGGGCUGUGGACCGGGUCGAGGUUAUGGCAAGAGGCGGCCACAGAGGAAGCUUGUGCCGCUUGCCUACAAGCAGUUCAGCCCCAACGUGGCCGAGAAGACUUUAGGGGCCAGCGGGAGAUACGAGGGGAAAAUAACGCGAAACUCUGAGCGCUUCAAGGAGCUCACCCCGAACUACAACCCCGACAUCAUCUUCAAGGAUGAGGAGAACACAGGUGCAGACCGCAUGAUGACACAGCGCUGCAAGGACAAGCUCAACUCUCUGGCCAUCUCUGUGAUGAACCUCUGGCCCGGGGUCCGCCUGCGGGUCACCGAGGGCUGGGACGAGGACGGCCACCACUCGGAGGAGUCGCUGCACUACGAGGGCCGAGCGGUGGACAUCACCACCUCGGACCGGGACAGGAACAAGUACGCCAUGCUGGCGCGGCUGGCCGUGGAGGCCGGGUUCGACUGGGUCUACUACGAGUCCAAAGCCCACAUACAUUGCAGCGUCAAGUCAGACCACUCAGUGGCCGCCAAGUCUGGAGGUUGUUUCCCCGGCGAGGCUUUGGUCACGUUGGAGAGCGGCGGUCAGAAGUCGAUCAGUGAUCUGCAGCCUGGUGAACGGGUCCUGGCCUCGUCAGGCAGUGACGGCAGCGGUGAGCUGGUUUACAGCGAAGUCCUGACCUUCCUGGACCGUGACCCUGUGACCCAGAAACUUUUCUACACUCUGCAGACAGAAUCCAGGAUGCAGCUCUCUCUCACCGCCGCCCACCUAAUAAUUGUAUCCGAGGGGAACUGCUCAGAGGGGGCUGUCCCAACCCCCGGCACCCUCAGGACUGUGUACGCCAGUGAUGCCAGGCCGGGGCAGUGUGUGCUGGUGUUAGAGGGUAAACCAGGGCAGAAUCACAGAGAGGGACGUCUGUCUCGAAUCACGCAGGUCACCCUGAGGGAGAGGAGGGGGGCGUUUGCUCCGCUGACCCAGCAUGGGACAGUGGUGGUGGACGGGGUGGUUGCAUCCUGCUACGCCAUGGUGGACCAACACUCCCUGGCUCACUGGGCCUUCUCCCCGCUCAGGCUCAUGCACAGCUGGACUGGCACCACUGGACCCCACAGUGAUGGGAUCCACUGGUACUCUCAGCUUUUACACUGGCUCGGGAGGCUGCUGCUAGACUCCGGUCGCCUCCACCCGCUGGGCGUGGCUCAGGACGGCAGGUGAGGGAGGGGAAAAAGGUUCAGAAAGGAACCUGAACUCCUUCACCUUGUGACUGACAUGGACCCCAAAUACAAACCUGUAAAGCUGAACAGGAACCACGACAAACUACCUACAGGAUGGGAGUUUGGGUUCCUGCUGAGGCAUGAUGGGAGUUUUUCAACUGGGAAAACAGAGGGGGGGGGGGAAUCUGUGAACUGACACAGAUGAAUUCCUCUAAAUCUCAGAAGGAGAUAUAAGAAUAUGAGAUCACGCAGAGUCAGAAUGAGCUCAAAACACAGGGUUUUGACUAUGUAUCCUUGAAACACUAUGGACCAAUAAUCCUGUUAUUAAUCCUUCAUCUACCCCAGAAAACACACUAAGCACCUUAACUUAAAGUGGAGAUUGUUUGAAAUCGAAAAACUAAACACAUUAAACGUUGGGAUUGUGGUCGACCUUAGUGGUCUAAGAUAUUUUCAGGUUCAAAUAAAUUAAUUGAAGGAUAGUUUUUGUUUUUAUUGGACACUGUUAAGGGGUUCUUACUCCCUAAAUACUCUUAAACUGUGCCGCUAAUCUUUUUAUAGUUAAUUAAAACCAUAAAAAUCGAAUAUCGAUACAUUGCAAAAUGGUUAUAUCAAUAAAUCGUAACAUAAUCUGGGGUUUCAGUGGAUUUUCUGAAUGAUUAGAAGGGGAUUGAAAUGUGUCGAUCACAUUUAAGGGGUUUUUAACCCUCAGAAAAGCCCUUUUAAAACCCUUAAUAUAAUACGUUCCAUGAAUGUAUCAAUAAUUUACUAUUAAUCUGGGGUAAUUCUUUCAAAUGCAUGAAAAUUAAGUAAGAACUCCUUCAAAUGUCAUUCAUUUGUACCUGAAGAUAAAAAAUUCAAACCUUAAUAACACCUUUCACUAAUGAAAUAUUCAAAAUUCAUGUGUGAAUUAAGAAGUUGGCCAAUUUAAAACCCUUAAACCACACAGGUAAUCCAUUAAGAAGAUUAUGUAUAAAAUAAGUGAUUAAAACCCUUUAUAAUACCUUGAGUGUGAUAACAUUAAUGUGUAAAUCAAUCAAUUAAUAGGAAUUUGAGGGAUUUAGUUUGAUAGUGUCCACGGGGAUGUUGUGCUCUUUGUAAACAAGUUGUAUGUAACAUUACUGCUUUAACACAGAGGUUUUAGAAUAAAUGAUAGUGUAUUUAAGUGUUUUAUUUGUUUACCAGAAAUCCUGUAAUGUUUUAUGAAGUUAUUGUGGGUGAAGAGAUAUGAAAAAAAGAUUUAUUUUUGAAAUUAAAUUAUAUGGAAAUGA
Molecule: messenger RNA, 3596 nt
Organism: Paralichthys olivaceus (Japanese flounder)
Lineage: Eukaryota; Metazoa; Chordata; Actinopteri; Pleuronectiformes; Paralichthyidae
Product: indian hedgehog B protein-like
Biological process (GO): cell fate specification; intein-mediated protein splicing; cell-cell signaling
Molecular function (GO): calcium ion binding; patched binding
Source: RefSeq, a predicted model, not a curated record